Musa acuminata subsp. malaccensis (wild Malaysian banana) is the source of this 2734-nucleotide messenger RNA. Its product is annotated as putative disease resistance protein At5g47280. NCBI's taxonomy places the organism in Eukaryota, Viridiplantae, Streptophyta, Magnoliopsida, Zingiberales, Musaceae. Gene Ontology annotation, biological process: defense response to fungus. The record is from RefSeq and is a predicted model, not a curated record. Gene Ontology annotation, molecular function: ADP binding.
AAGUGCCUUCUCUCCAACGGAGGGGUGACGGGCGGGGACAGACGCCUGCGGUGACGAUGGAGACGUUCUUCGCCGGAGAGAUCGCGACGGAGCUGGUGAAGGAGCUCCUGAAGGUUGUAAGGCGGACGUACCUAUGCCGGCCGGCGGCGGAGCAACUGAAGCGCUCGGUGGACGCCCUGCUCCCCAUCGUCCAGGAGAUCCGGCACUCCGGCGUCGAGCUCCCCCAGCACCGCCAGUCACAGCUAUCCGAGCUCGCCGACCAACUCCGCCUCGCCCUCGACCUCGCCCGCAAGGCGGCCGCGUCCCCUCGGUGGAACGUCUACCGCUCCAUGCAGCUUGCCCACCGAAUGGAGCGCCUCGAUCGCUGGAUUUCCCGGUGGGUCGAACGCCACAUGCCCGCCCACGUCCUCGCCGAUGUCCACCACCUUCGCGUCGACUACUCCGCCCGCCUCGAUCGCAUCGAGCGGACCCUCGACAUGACGGCCGCCUCCGCGGCGUUGGCGGCUGCGAGGGUUCCGGUGGCGGUGGGGAGCGUUCCGUUCUCGGGGUCCCCGCUGACGGAGAUGAUGGACGGGUUGGUGCCGGCGGCUGCGGCGGCUCCGGUCCCGGUGGCGGUGGGGACAGCCCCGUCGUCGGGAUUACCGGUGGCAGAGAUGAUGGAGGGGUUGGUGCUGAGGGGAGAAGGUGAGAAGCCAGUGGGAGUCGGAAUUAGGGUGGGAAAGGAGCGGGUGAAAGAGAUGCUAAUGGCGGGUGGUGAUAGGGCGGCGGUCGUUGGAAUCUCGGGGAUCGGUGGGAGUGGCAAGACAACGCUUGCCAAGGAGAUCUGCAGGGAUCCACAGAUUCGAAGUUACUUCAAUGAUAAAAUUUACUUCGAGACUGUAUCACAAUCUCCAAACUUGGAGAGUUUGAAGUUGAAGCUGUGGGAACAAAUCACUGGUAAUAUGGUUCUUGGUGCUUAUAAUCAAAUACCACAGUGGCAGAUGGAAUUGGGGCCAAGAGAUAAAGGACCAGUUCUUGUGGUAUUAGAUGAUGUGUGGGCUCUUGCCGUGCUUGAAGAACUUCUUUUCAGAAUUCCAGGGUACAAGAUUCUUGUGGUGUCACGGUUCAAGUUCCCUUCGGUUGUCAAGAACAAUUACGAGAUAGAAUUACUUGGAGAAGAGGAUGCUUUGUCUCUCUUUUGCCAUGCAGCUUUUGAGCAGCAAUCUAUACCAUUCACUGCUGACAAGAAGUUGGUAAAGCAGGUUGUUGAGGAGUGCAAAGGGCUUCCUCUGGCUCUGAAAGUUAUCGGUGCUUCUUUACGAGAUCAGCCUCCAAAAUUUUGGGCAAGAGCCAAAAACAGGCUUGCUCGAGGAGAGGCCAUAUGUGACUCCCAUGAGAAUAAAUUGCUCGAACAUAUGGCAUCAACCAUUGGAUUUCUAUCAGGCAAAGUUAGGGAGUGUUUCCUAGAUCUUGGCUCCUUUCCUGAAGACAAGAGGAUCCCUCUGGAUGUGCUAAUCAAUAUGUGGAUGGAGCUCCAUGAUCUUGAUGAAGAAGAUGCUUUUGCCAUUCUAGUGGAGCUUUCAAAUAAAAACCUAUUAACUCUGUUCAAAGAUGCACAGAACAGGGCUGGAGAUAUUUAUAGCAGUUAUAUGGAGUUUUUCGUUACUCAACAUGAUGUGUUGAGGGACCUGGCUCUUCAUGUGAACAAUUGUGAACCUUUAACUAGUCGAAGGAGAUUAAUUAUGCCAAGGAGGGAAAAUGAACUUCCAAGAGAAUGGGAGAGGAACAAGGAUGAGCCAUUUGAGGCACAGAUUGUUUCAAUUAAUUCAGGUGAAAUGAAAGAAUCGGACUGGUUCCAGAUGCAUUUCCCCAAGGCUGAGGUUCUCAUUUUGAAUUUUUCCGCUGAUCAGUACUCGUUGCCUCCCUUCCUCAGUACCAUGCCUAAGCUCAAGGUUCUGGUUUUGAUCAACCAUGGCACCUCAUGCACAUUGAUGCAGAAUCUCUCUGUUUUCACGACUUUAAAUAAUUUGAGGAGCCUCUGGCUUGAGAAAAUAGCUGUCCCUCCUUUGCCCAAAACCACAGUUCCCUUGCAAAACCUGCGAAAAGUCUCCCUUGUUUUGUGUGAAUUAAAUAAUAGCCUCAGAGGAUCCAAGGUGGAUCUCUCCAUGACACUUCCUCGUCUCUCUCAUCUAACAAUAGACCAUUGUAUUGACUUGACCAAGCUGCCAUCUAGCAUCUGCAAUAUCGGCUCACUCCAAUGUAUAAGCAUCUCCAACUGUCAUGAUUUGUCAGAGUUACCUGGUGAAUUCGGUAAGCUAAGUUCUUUAGAAAUUCUCAGAGUAUAUGCUUGCCCAUCAAUAAAGAGGCUUCCCCAGUCUAUUUGUCGGCUGAAGAGAUUGAAGUAUCUCGACAUUUCUCAGUCUUUUAAUCUCCGAGAACUCCCAGAAGAGCUUGGUCAUUUGACAAGCUUGGAGAAGAUUGAUAUGAGGGAGUGUUCACAAUUGAGGACUAUACCGAGAUCCUCCUCAUCCUUGAAAUCUCUGGGACAUGUGAUAUGUGAUGAAGAGGUUGCUUUGUUGUGGAAAGAGGCAGAAAGAUGUAUACCGGAUCUUCGCGUUCAGGUAGCCGAAGAAUGUUUCAACUUGGACUGGCUUGUAGAGUAGUGUUCCUUCAAGACCUUUUUGGCCUGUGUCCUGUGUACAUAACUGUAAUUUAACUUGCAUCAAUGGAUCCUUUUUGAGGAAAGCAAACCAAA